This is a messenger RNA of Nematostella vectensis (starlet sea anemone), 3617 nucleotides long. RefSeq names its product protein sprouty homolog 4. NCBI's taxonomy places the organism in Eukaryota, Metazoa, Cnidaria, Anthozoa, Actiniaria, Edwardsiidae. The transcript has a single exon. Gene Ontology annotation, biological process: negative regulation of fibroblast growth factor receptor signaling pathway; animal organ development; negative regulation of Ras protein signal transduction. The record is from RefSeq and is a predicted model, not a curated record. Bases 1966 to 2892 code for a protein of 308 amino acids. Gene Ontology annotation, cellular component: cytosol; membrane.
AAACGGUCUUUACGGGCAAACCUGUUAUGUGUAAGGUAAUAUAAAAUUGAUUUUUUUAUAUAUGUUAUAAUAAUCGUUUCCAUUUUUUCCUAAUAUUAUGCUAUUUGUCUACGUGAUUCACAUGAGCUAUUUUAACCAAGCUGUUCGACAUUCUUUAACUAUACGAUAAAAAAAGAUUCCGAUACGAUAAAACGGUCUUUACGGGCAAACCUGUUAUGUGUAAGGUAAUAUAAAACGGAUUUUUUUAAAUAUGUUAUAAUAAUCGUUUCCAUUUUUUCAUAAUAUUAUGUUAUUUGUCUACGUGAUUCACAUGAGCUGAUGUGUUUUUAAUAAGAUAUAUUCACUCGUGGGUGAAAUAAGCGAUUUAUCUUCCGAGGAAUCGAUCCUUCUCUAGCCUUAAGUUCACGCAGAGCAAAUUCGUACUAAAUUCUCCACCUCACCGCCGAGUUUGCCGGGAAAAGAGACACCCUGAAAGACCAAAGGGAGACUACUAAAGCAGGAAAUUACGAUUUUUUAAAGCGAAAAAUAAUCCGGUGUUAGGUCCGGGAUUAGUUUAUAAAACAGCCCGUGGCCAAAAUGCGGUCGUGAUCAGCCAUAACUCAACUGCGUGUCCCGUCAAAAGUAUCCUUCUGGGCAAAAUGGGAGCAAAAUUGUGUGAAAUAUUCAUGUAUUCUUUUCAUCACCUCGAGUCGCCUAUUAGAAUUAAUCCAUUUGCUCAUUAGGAAAACCGCAAAGUGUAACCCUAAGCGCGAUGUGUAACCGAUAGGCCGGCUCUGACUUUCAACAAAAAUACGACUUGAUCACUCGCAAUUAGUAGGCUUUGCUUGACUACACUCUUUGAAAAUGAUGAUACAAAAUUCAUUGCUCAUUUUAGCUGAAUUGUUCCUCUUGUAAAAUUCGCACCCCUCUUACUGUUUAGACUUUUUCUCCUCGGCUUUUUAUCUAACCGCCGGUGCAAAUAUCGGCUAUUCCCAAGAGGGCAGUUGAGUUCAUUUUCAGUGUUCGAGUUGAUUAACCAAUCACAUAUAAUACUUUACUGCCGGUUGUCACCGACAACGGGGUGGGAACUUCCGUUCUUUUGUCCCUUGUUUGUGUAAGGACAUCAUUUGCAUCUUAAUUUCACCGAUGGAGGAAUUAACAUCAAGGCUAAGUUGACACGGAUUAUGAAGGCUAUCUUGUGCUGUUUCACUGUGUCGGGCUCGGUUCUCGUCGAAGCUAAGCGAAUCUGCCCGUGCGAGCAGCAUUUUUCUACGCGUGGCAAGCAGGAGGGGAACCAUUUGCGAGGUUACGAGUUGCUUCAAGUGACGUCAAAUUGACGAGCCAUAAUCGUUCUGCCGGAAGUGUCUUUGGGCAUUCCAUCGCUUCCGCUGAGCUUCAGUUUAUCACUAGAAGGGCUCGAAGGUUGAAUUACAAUAGAGUCAAUCAGUUCGGCCAAAUACACUUCUCAAACAACACACCACAAGCGCGAGGCCUAUCGUGGUUUUCGACGCUCUGAUGCGCCGUGCUAUCAACUAAUCUCUCCGCUUCACGGCCACCUUAUGAAAGUACCUGAAAAAAGUUUAUACAAGUGAACAUAUUGACAAGUCGUCUGUCGUGGGCUGUUUCAAGCAUAUAUCAGUGUUUGUGGACACAAUUCGAACUUCAAGAUCGCGCGCAUUGACGGAGGUGACUUGAUUUCCUUGCGAUAUCUCAGUAGACCACAGUGGGUUCACCAUCAGUGUGUCGUUAGGGCUCGCGGAAUAAGUGGUUGGUUUACAGACCGACGAUUGUGAACUCUAGAUAAAAGGAACGUAUUUCGCAAGUCCGCCAAUCGGAAGUUGCACACCAUCUAAGGAAACCCUCUCCUAUAAAGUAAGUCGACGUGUUGCCUCGGCUUAUAGAACUCGUUUCCGCAUGAAGUCGGCCAGAACUGAAUGACCGUCAAACAGGUAACACGGCAAGCGUACUCCGCCACACUGCCUUCAAAUGAAGAGUGAACGACUAAAAGGGAUUCCUCAGUCAGCGCCGAGGAAUUAUGAUUUUUACACUUCGGUUCAAACUCUACCGAGGGUGAGGAACUGUUCGGACUUUAUGUCGUACUCAAGUGCGGGUAGCGACGACGGGAACGAGGAAUAUUAUCCGUUUGUUAUAGGUCGCGGGAAAAACUUUAAAAUUAUUGACCCGAAAUUGUUCAAGCAACUUCGAAAACAUAAUAUUCACCAAAAAGUCCCCGUGUGGGUAUCGGAUUGUGCGAAGAAGACGUCAUUGGACAAGACUGUGGGCGAUUCUCGGGGUCUCAGUCCACCGCUAACUAUAGAUAGCGAGGAUGACCAGUACUGUGAGCUUUCACCACUCGCCAGAUCUCCGCCGCCUCUACCGCCGCGAAAACAGGUCAAAACGCCCCUACUCAAAUACGACAAAAACUUGUGUAGUGACUUUAAAAAGCCUCCUACCCUUGAAAAACGGCUCCAGGAGACUCAAACUGCGCCGAAACCCUGGAAAGUCGAGGUUAACCCGAAAUAUAUAACUUCUUUGCCUACCACUAAGUUGGUCUCGGGUGUUGCCGAGGAGAAGUCGAAGUGGGCUGACGAAGAGUGUGAAACUCGCGCUAGUGGAAAAGUGUGCGGGUUUGAUUCUGAGGAGGUAGUAGACUAUGCAACGUGCAUGUGCUGUGUGAAGGGACUAUUUUAUCAUUGUACGAAAGACAGUGAAGAUGAAGGGAGCAUGGCAGAUGAGCCCUGUUCUUGCACGGGUCCUGCCUGUGUCCCGCGAUGGGGAUGUCUAGGGGUACUGGCACUUCUUAUGCCCUGUAUAUGGUGUUAUUUACCCGUUGCUGGCUGCCGUAAAGCCUGCUCCUCGUGUAAAUACAAGAAGACCCGCAAACAAAAGCGGAAAGAAAAAUUGACUUCAUAAGUCAGAGAUCGCGGUAAUUUUUAUAAAAUAGAAAUAGAAAUUAUUGUUAGGGGCUGUUCAGUUACAGUUUUGAUAAGUGUAUAUUUUUGUAUCGACCAGAGAUUGAGGUUGACUGCCCAUGUAUAAUUUAAUAUUUUUCGUUUUGUUGGCCAAGCGAUCUGUCCAAAUGAAGUCGUGGGCUUGUCGACACACCGAUACAACAUGUCAAAAUUUUAUUUAUCCAAAGAAAUGGUAGAUUGAAAUUUUAUUUACACUGCGCUCAGUGAAACAAACGAGCCGAAUUUGAAUUGCAGACAUAAUUACCGAAGAUGGCAAGCUAUGAAACUUGAUUGUUAUAUCCUAUUGAAACAUCGCUCAAAAGGCAGAUUAACUCUAUUUUGCUGGUUUUCACGCAAACAACAAAAGCCGGUUUCUAUGCCUCGUGAAGUCACUAACCGAUUCUACCUUUUUGUGCGAAGAUUUAAAAAAUAAUCAUUGCUCCUUGCCUAUAGCGUAAAUGGAUUUCAAGGUAUUUGUAAAUACAUAUUCCUGUAUCAAAGGUUAACUUAUCCAGGCUGUAAUUUAUCCAAGAAAUAAUCUUUAUAUAUUUAUGAUAAUUCUCAUGACUACCAUGUUCAAGAGCAUACCAGAAGACAAACCAUUAUAUACAAGCAAAAAUUCCGAAGUAUUAGAGUAUAUUAUGUAUAAUAUGAAAGUAGAAAUUAAAGAAAGUUUGUUUAUGCAGA